Messenger RNA from Nylanderia fulva, 1650 nucleotides. RefSeq names its product TD and POZ domain-containing protein 4-like. Gene Ontology annotation, molecular function: protein binding. Lineage: Eukaryota; Metazoa; Arthropoda; Insecta; Hymenoptera; Formicidae. The record is from RefSeq and is a predicted model, not a curated record.
CUGGUCAAUUUCUUGAAUCUUAAUAUUACUUAUGAACCGGACCAAAAAUUCUGGGGAAUGUGGACUAAACGAAAGGAUUAUUGAGAAUCAGCCUAUUGGGGUAUUUUAUCUUCCUCUUCUAUUGUUUAUUGUAUAAAAAUUCAGGAUUGUGUUGUUUAUUCGGAAUAUUCAGAAACCACGUUUUUCAUUUUUCUGAAGAAGAAGAAAGCCACGUUUAGCAUUUUGAGUGAGUUUCUCAGCUAAAAUGUCUAAGCAGCAACAACAGAAAAAACAAAAUAAGCUGAUAAGAAAUUGAUAAAUUGAUAUAAUAACAUUGUUGCAAUAAAAAUAAAGAAGUAUUUGUAGUGUGCGUGCAAAAUUUCUUCUAAAAUAUAUUAAUCUGUGUGUGUACGCACUUAUAUAAACUGCAUCAUCUUGAGCAUUACAAAAAAAACAUAGUGUUUACAUCAAAACAAUCUUAACAGCACAACAUUUCCCAAAGACAUUCAAAGUAUAUCUGGAGAACAUUCGAACAUUCUCGGAAUAUCUUUCGGCAUUAAUCAAGAUGUCCGCCAUUGUUAAAGAUCAUAUUGUCCAUUGUAAAACACAAUUAACAGAAGAAACAUUUUAUUAUACAUGGAGCAUUGAAAAUUUGUUGAAAUUUUAUGAAUUUGGUAGAGAAUUAUCUACUAUCACAGGAAAUAAUGAUCUUAUAUUACAUAUGCAACCUGAUCUUGAGCAGGGAACGUUGGAAUUUUAUCUCACAAUUCCCAAUUUUUCAAGUAUUUCCAAACGAUUUAACGGGUCCUAUCUUCAAAUUUUUUAUUCUGUUAUUUUAAAUACUAUUAAUGGAAAAAUUUGUGAAAUUAAACAUAAGAAAUUUUCAAUGUGCCGAAAAGAUAAAAUAUUAUUGUAUAAAAAAUCUAGUUCAUAUUUUAUUGAAAAUGAAACAAAAUAUUUACCUAAUGGGACACUUUCAAUAUCGUUUGAAUUCCAUAUGUUUGCUAGCAUGAUUUUCAAUAGUGUGAAAUAUUCAUUUGAGCCACUUAUUCCAACAAAUGCAAAUAUUUUUGGCUCUACUGAAGAAUCCAAUUUAUUUGUUACAUUAAUAAUAGAUGAAAAACACGCUUUUCAAGUAAAUAAAUCUUUACUUUGUUCAAAAAGUAAAGUAUUUAAAGCUAUGUUUGACUCUGGUCUACAAGAAAGCCAAACUAAUGAAGUACAUAUAUUUGAUAUGAGACAUGACAUCCUGGAGAAAUUAUUAUUAUUUUUAAAAACUGGUUAUUUAUCUGAAAAGCCAGAAGAGAUUAAUAUAAAUGUAAUACAUGAACUCUUUAUAACAGCUAAUAAAUAUGAGAUAAAUGAUCUUAAAUUAAAAUGCGAAGGACAUUUAAUUAGGACUAUAACAAUAGAGAACGUUGUAGAAUAUUUAAAGAUUGCACUUUUACAUAAUGGAACAAUUUUGCAGACAUGUGCCAAAAAUUUUAUCAAAUUAUAUUUACAAAAUAUUGUGAAUACCCCAGCUUUUAUAGCUUUAAUGAAAGAAUAUCCUAAGUUGAUGGAUCAGAUUGAAAAUAUUUCACUAUUUUGUCAGACCUUUUGUUAUAUCUGUAAGCCAAAUGUCUUAUAAUUUAAUAAUGUAAAAUGUUAUAUGGAAUUUAAAAUGUUAUA